Messenger RNA from Aspergillus homomorphus CBS 101889, 1143 nucleotides. Its product is annotated as zinc-dependent alcohol dehydrogenase. The record is from RefSeq and is a predicted model, not a curated record. NCBI's taxonomy places the organism in Eukaryota, Fungi, Ascomycota, Eurotiomycetes, Eurotiales, Aspergillaceae. Bases 91 to 1143 code for a protein of 350 amino acids. The transcript has 9 exons. Gene Ontology annotation, molecular function: oxidoreductase activity.
CAACUUCUUUCGCAACCUGUCCUUGAUAUCUGAUAAGUUUCCAAAGCUGAACUCUUUCUGACAGUAGAAUUGGAAACCAUAAAGGACAAAAUGAAUAUCCCCUCGACCCAAACCGCAGCUGUCCUUCCCCCAACCGGAGCCUCUCCCACAGCGCACCUCCAAAUCCGACAUGACCACCCCGUACCAUCGCCGAUGGAAGGGGAGAUCCUCGUUAAGCUGGAAUACUCGGGGGUAUGUCACUCAGAUUUGCACAGUGUGCGUGGAGAGACGCCCAUGUUGACUGACGUUGCGGGCCAUGAAGGCGUGGGGAAAGUGGUGAAAGUGGGCAGCGGACUUGACGAGCAAGACUGGUUGGGGAAGAGAGUGGGGAUACGCUGGCUGUAUAGUUCCUGUCUGGAAUGUGAGAUAUGCGCCAUCAAUAAUACGGCGUGCUCAUACCAGAAGAAUGCCGGAGCAAAUGUCCCCGGCACUUUUCAGCAAUAUAUCGUGAGCCCUGCAAACCAUGUCACCAGAAUUCCUUCCGAGCUGGAGCCAGAUGUCGCUGCUCCCCUAUUGUGUGCUGGAAUCGCCAUGUAUUCUUCGAUACUGAAGACCAAGACUCGACCGGGCGACUGGAUCGUGCUCCCGGGCGCAGGCGGCGGGUUAGGCCACAUGGGCAUCCAGAUCGCCAUCAAAAAGGGACUCAGAGUUAUUGCAAUCGAUAGCGGCGAGAAGAAGAAGCAACUCUGUCUCACCCACGGAGCUACCAGUUUUCUAGACUACAGGACGAACGACAUCGAGCGUGAAGUCAAAGCCUUGACGUCCGGACUAGGCGCACACGCCGUGAUAUGUACUGCCAAUAGCGAACAGGCGUACAUCCAAAGUAUGAGCUUGCUGCGUCGUCUGGGGGUUUUGGUCUGUGUGGGCAUCCCGAAUGUACCCUUCCGGCUCCCUGCUACGCCUCUUGAGAUGAUUGUCAAAGGGCUCACAAUAGUAGGUAAUUCGGCUGGCACCGCGAAGGAAAUGGACGAGUUGAUGGAGAUGGCUGUCGCAGGGGAUGUCAAAGCGCAUAUUGAGGUAUAUGAGCUGGACCAUAUAGAUGAGGUCCUCGAGCGGUUGGGGCGCUCGGAAAUAGAUGGACGAGCUGUUGUGCGGAUUCCUUAA